Molecule: messenger RNA, 1387 nt
Organism: Vollenhovia emeryi
Lineage: Eukaryota; Metazoa; Arthropoda; Insecta; Hymenoptera; Formicidae
Product: nardilysin-like
Exons: 4
Coding region: 395-1159 (254 amino acids)
Molecular function (GO): metal ion binding
Source: RefSeq, a predicted model, not a curated record
UCUGAAAAAUUAACCAGUGAAAAAUUUUUUUUUUAAUUCGCAGAAAGACAUUUCUAUGAGAGCUUGUGUUUUAAGUUUUAUGCAAUUUUCAACAGUUCUGAUUCUCUUUACAAUACCUAAUUAUUUAAGUAAUUAAAUGCGGAUAGAUAAAAUAUAAUAAUUGAAUAAUAUGCUUAGUGAUUUUAAUGAUUACACAUUACAAUAAUAUACUCUGAUUAAUGAUGAGUAAAUGUUUCGUAAAUAUGUAAAAUCUUUAUGACACCUUUAUGACUGUUACGCAGAUGUAACUAUCGAAAGUUUUUGUGAAUUUGUAUCGGAUUUCUUAUACGCGAUAUACGUGGAUGGUUUAAUAUACGGUAAUGUUACCGAAGCAGAUGCUCAAACUGUAGCUGAUAUGAUCGAGAACAAGUUAUCCAAUGUGUCCAAAUCAUUCAAGCCCAUAAGAAAAUAUGAUCGUAGUAUUCUAGUGGAUAAUAAACAUUAUUACGUCUUUUGCAAGGGGAACAAGGUCAGCCUGGAUUCGUGUAUGCUGGUAUUUUGUCAAAUUGAUAGGAAAACGAUACAAUGGGAUGUGAUCUUAGAUUUUAUAGGAGAAGUAAUUAAUCAAAUUAAUUACACUAUAUUUAAAGAGAAGACAUCGCUGAUCUACGCACCGUGCGUUGAUGUCUACAGAUCGGUCGGAACGCAAGGCUUGGUAAUUAUGGUGCAAUACACAAAGUCGAACGUAGACAAAUAUAUUCAAGAAUUUUUGUUGACUGUUAUGGAGCACAUAAACAAUAUGUCCGAAGAGAUGUUUAAGGCAAUCAAGGAGCUCAUGAUUCAAGUCCGUCGCGACAAAAAACCGAAGACAAUGCUGGAGCAGUCCGAAGUACUCUGGAAUGAAAUUUUGAAAGACCAAUAUAUCUUCGGACGAAUCGAUUUGGAAAUAGAAGAAUUACACAAGUUAACGUUGCGCGAAUGUCAGCAAUUUUUCAAGAAAUUUCUAAUUGAUAAAUCUCCUAAUUUGUCAGUAUAUCUGAUACCCUGCAUGAUUUUGAAUCUUACUAAGCGCGGGAAUGUUGGUGUGCCCAAGGUAAUGUUUGAAAAGAACGUUAAGAGAAUCACCGAUAUCCUGUCAUUUAAAUGUAGUCAGUGUUUAUGUGCGAUGCCAAAUUGUUAAAAAAAAAACUUGGUUCCUUCAAUUUUCUAAGUCUAAUUAUUGAUCUAAAUUAGUUAAGAGAAAAAGGUAAAAACUUGAUCUUCAAGUUUAACUAAAAUGGCGCAAUUUGUUUUGUAAUAUUUAGUGUUGAGAUGUCAAUCAAUAAACAUUUGUCACUUUUUAAUUAAAAAUUAUCAAUAUAAUAUCAAUAUUAAGUUAACAUAUAAUAAACGUAUGAUGAAACAUUUA